Molecule: messenger RNA, 1470 nt
Organism: Peromyscus californicus insignis
Lineage: Eukaryota; Metazoa; Chordata; Mammalia; Rodentia; Cricetidae
Gene: Ramp3
Product: receptor activity modifying protein 3
Exons: 2
Coding region: 330-734 (134 amino acids)
Biological process (GO): regulation of G protein-coupled receptor signaling pathway; calcium ion transport; receptor internalization
Cellular component (GO): cell surface; membrane; signaling receptor complex
Molecular function (GO): coreceptor activity
Source: RefSeq, a predicted model, not a curated record
GCCCUGCUGGUCAUGGGGCCCAGCCGCUGUGCUGUUUGCACUCACUUAGCCUUACCCUUUGGCCCCUCUCAUACAUGAGCGGAAGCUCAUGGUCCUAGGGACAUCCACCCACAGCCCUCCCACAGUCCUCACCUAGCUUUGUCUACACACCGCCCUGGGCUGUAGGGGCUUCUGGGGUCUGCCUGACUUAACCAUACGGAGCUGCGAGGACAAUUGUUGUGGGUGGUAUUUCGGGGCAGUUCAGUAGAAAGGCCUUGGAAACGUGGGGGUCAUAGCAUGUGGUUCUCAACACACAUAGAGAUGAGGCAAAAGGUUUUUCUGGGGUGUUUAUGACUCCCUGUUCCAGAUGUCCUGAGAACCUAGGCAUCUCCAGGGCUGCAUUAAGAGUGAAGCCCAGUGGGGCCUCUGAGACUGGACAAGGAUUCUGGGCCUCUUUGCUUCUAGGUCUUCCUUGUGAAGGUUACCUUGGAGGCCACAGGUACUAUGAGAGCUUCACUAAUUGCACCGAGCUGGAGAGCACUCUCGUGGGCUGCUACUGGCCCAACCCGCUGGCCCAGAGCUUCAUCACGGGCGUCCACCGGCAGUUCUUCUCCAACUGCACCGUGGACAGGGCCCACUGGGAAGAUCCCCCAGACGAAGUGCUCAUCCCGCUGAUCGCAGUGCCCGUCGUGCUGACCGUGGCCAUGGCUGGCCUGGUGGUGUGGCGCAGCAAGCGCACGGACCAGCUGCUGUGAACUUCCGCCAGAGGGAAGGCCGUGCCUGGAGAAGCUGGAAGGAUGCUGCCCAGAGCUUCGAGGGCUGGCGGACACUUCCUCUGUUUGGCCUGCUUUGGCCACACCCUCCCUGGUCAUGGCAGACUUCUCCUGCCCAGGCUGCUGUGGUCCUUGCUGUGUAGUCUGCUGCCUGAUGGAGCUCAGACCGACCACGCGAGUGGGCUGGUGGAAGAGAGUGACACAGUUCGUUUGUGUACCGAGGGUGGAUGUCGUCUGUUGCUGAGCCCCACACUCCCCAGGCCGGCCUCCCUAGUCUCUAGCCAUUUCUUGUCAGAGUCUUGUUCAGCCUUGACCCCAGCCAAGGUCCUGACCCUGACCCCUGUGUACACUUGAGCAGAGGGGGCAGGCAAGGUCAUCUGGAAGAUGUGGAACCCUGAGCCCUUCUGACUGGGAGACUGAGUACAUCCUCUAUUGGACAGGAAGGACAGCCUGGGGACUGGGGAAUGGAGUCAUUAGGAGCCACAUGUCACCUGCAGAUCUGCCUGUCUCCUGUGUGAUCCCUCAUGGCUCUCUGUCCAGUGUGGCCUGGAGCUGGGGAUUGGUCAGCCCUUCACAGACACCUGCCCUGCAGGUGAGGCGUGGGCCUCCUUCUUGAGGGGGGUGCCUGGGAGUAAGGCACACACUGAGUAGAGUCUGUGCUCGGGUGUCUGUCUGCUGAUGUCUGUUCUUUUUGAUUAAAGAGUCUCCUUACAUCUGG